GCAAGAGAUGUCGCUAAGAGUGUUUUGAUGCCAGAGGAUUCGAAAUAGCUCAACUAUAUUUUUCUCAGGUUUGAAAAUGGGAUCUGAACAGAGUAGUCACUCAAGGUCCAGAGCUCACAAGUCACGUGCUGGUGUACCUACUGGACAGGCAGGACGAAGUUCUUCACCACGGCCUUCAAUAAGCUCUGAUUCAGAUAUUCCUUAUAUAUCCUAUGCAGUUAAUCGGCCAAUAGGAGACUCUCCAAAGUUACCCAGCAAGAUACAAGGGCAAGGACUUCGAACUUCAACACCUUCACCUCGUCCAUCACCAAAACCCCCUCGACCUCACUCUUAUGCUGGUUCCACAACUCAUGAAAUUGUUGUUGUAAAGGAAGCACAGAAGCCAGUAAAGAGCAUAGAUACUGACGAAGAAUUGAAUAAACUGAAGAAUAUCCCUCACUUUUUCCCUAUAAUGAGAGAAACACUGAAUGUUCCAAGUGUAAGAGAUCCAGAGAUACUGAACAAGCUUGAUCAUGAAGGAGUUUUACAGCUGUGUCUCCGCUACCAAGAUCAUCUUCGACAGUGUACAGAGGUUGUGAGUGGAGAACAGAACUCUUUGGCAUCGAGAGUAAGAGAGAUUGACUUUGCAGUAGCAACUUUGAUGAGUAUGAUGACUGAGCGCCAGAAAAAAUUUGCUAAAUAUGCAGAGCAGUUAGGCAAGGUGCAGGACAUCUCAUCAACCUUGAAACGAUGUCAUAUGACUUUGACUGAACUUGUGGAGAGCAUGGAUACAUUGAACAAGUUACUUCCAGAGGAGGAAAAACUUGAACCAUUUGUAAUGGUAACAGGAUAGGAAUUGUGAAAUUAGGACUUAUUUAAAUCUAGAAUAAAAAUGCAGUUGUUUGCUGAUACGACAUUGUUUGAUUUGCUUUGUUUUCUGCUGUGUCAGAAGAUAAAGGUGUACAACUGCUUUUUCUAAAGAGUUUUAUGAGAGAGGGAAUUUCAGGUCCUUUGAAAUUACCUGUUAAAAUUUAAUGAAACUACAAUUAUAAUGCAAGUGUGUGGUCAAGAAAAAGUUUUAAAGUGAGUAAGUAAAUUGUUGCACACCCUCUGGUGUGAAUAAACUUUUUUUUCACAUUGUUCCGUUAUAUUAUUUUUGUGUCACUGAUACUUGGUAAAGGGUCCAAGCUUUAAAGGAAUGAAUGCCAAUCUUGAAAUAUUGUUUUCUUUGUUAGGUUAUUAUUUAAGGCAUAGAAAAUAAUGAGGGAUAUUCUUACAACAGCUUAGAAUGGGAGCAGAAAUUUGUAAAUUGUAAUUAACUAAAAUGAAAUUAAGAGAGAUAAUACAUUUUGAAAUGAUAAAUAUAUUGAAAACUUACAUUUAAUCUGACAUAUUUUUUAAGCAUUAUCAUUUCAGACUUCAAGAAAGAUUUAAAUAAAUGAACUAAAUGUUUACAUUCUGUUAUAUUGUGAAGUAAUUUCUAGAAUUCAGUGGUGUUGGUAACAUCAAUUUAUAAAACUUGACAAGAAAAUUUAUUUUUUACAUCAAAUUUAUUUUUGCCUCAUUCUCUGCUAACAACUAACUGUGUAAAUCAUUGCAAGUAUCUCUAUCAUUUUUGGAUACAGGAAAACAAAAAUAACAUUUCUACUCAGUAUCAGAUGUUUAAUUUUUUAUUUAAUUUUUUAAAUGAAGCAAAAGCAAUUGUUAAUUGAUUUUGAAGGGUUUAAUUUGUACUGAAUUUUGUGAGAUCUGUCAAAUUGUUUCUCAAUAACACAAAAAUAUUACAUUUUUUAUAUUGCUUGAAUAUUUCUGAAAGCUUAGAAUGUAUAACCUUUUGUACAUAAUACUUCAACAUUGCUGUUUAAAGAUGGAGCUGUGUGUGUGUGUGUGCGUGUAUUUAUAUAUUGUAUAUGAGUGUAAUUUUAAAGUGAAGCAGAAAGAAACUGCUUUUUAUCAAAGUGAUAAAUGUGACAAUGGGGCAGCAUGAUAAGAAUUUGUUGCUGGAAAUGAGGCAUUUCAUCAUUGUUACUAUAACUUAAAAAAUAUUUUAAAAAAUUUCCACAAUUUUUGUAAUUUUUUAAAACUUUUGGAAAAGCUUGAAUUAUGUUCAGAAGGAAAGAUUUAAAGACUUGUGUUUUAGUUGUUUUUUUUUUUACUCAUACUGUGUUUAGCAAAUUUUUAUGUACGAUAUCAAAAGCAGAGCAAGUUGGAGCAUUUUAUAUUAAUUUUGCCUUUUUCUUUUUGUUUAGAUGAUUUGAUUACAUUUAAAAAACAGAUGUUGUAAUCAGUUGACAAAGGGUGAUGAAACAAUGAACUUCUUUCACAAAGCAAAUGCAGUAAUUUUUACCAAAUCAUUUGUAAAGCUUCAUCUUAUUAAAAAAAAAAUUUUUUUUCACAAUAAAUGUUGUGUACAAAGCUUUAGGCUUGGAAAAAACAGCCAGAAAUUAGUUAUUGGCCAACCAAAGAUAAGACUGUCCGUCCAAUAAAAAUCUUAAUGUCCAAUAAUAUUUUUCCUCAGGUGGGUUAGCAGUAAGUAUAUGGAAUUCCAAUGCUAAGAAUCUAGUGUUUGUUGCCAUGGGGUAGACAGAAUGCAGAUAGCCCAAUGUGUGGCUCCAUGGGGUAGACAGAAUGCAGAUAGCCCAAUGUGUGGCUCCAUGGGGUAAACAGAAUGCAGGUAGCCCAAUGUGUGGCUUUGUGCUAAAAUAAACAAACUAAUGUUACCCAACUAUUUUAUUGUAAUAAGAACAUUAUACUUAAAUACUUCAAAAUUUGCUAUUUGAAAUACUUCUUUUGUUUGAAGUACAAAAAACGAAACACCAGUAUUGUUGUACAAUGUCACUCAUACAGUCUUGCAGAAGUGUCAUUUACUUGUUUGGUUUGGUCGUUAUGAGAAAAUGAAGUACACCCUUGUCCAAGUUACAUGAUAUAUUAAUUGGUUAUUCCAGCAGCAAAACUGUCAACCAAAAGAUGAUAUAUGGGAUGUAACACAUAAUUGAUUAGUGAUAUCCAUUAGAAAGGUCACGGUGUUAAAGUUUUUGAUCUACACAUUAACUAAAUAUUGAAAAUAGCAUUGUAAAAAAUUGUAGCUUUUGUCCAGAUUUUAUUACAGGUUUAGUGUGCAUAAAUAUUGGUGAAACAAUACGAGGCAGCAAUUUUACAUAAAGGCCUCAUCUAGUAAUAUACUAAAAUAAAUAUAAACCCAUUUGUAAAUUAUAGUUUUUGCAAGUUAAUCUAAAAGAAAAAAAAAUUUAAGUUUUCUUACAAGAUUUCUGUCUUCUCUGCAUAACCUCCAAUAUGUAAAUAAACCUCUGACAUAGAGUUCUUGUAAUAAUGUGUUAAUGCACACUUGUAAAUUUAUGUCAGUAACUCUAGUCAAACAAAAAACAUUGUUGAAACACUGUCUUUUAUAAUUUGGUGCUUGAACUGUUUUAAUCCAUACUAGAAGUAUGCAACAGUAAACAUGAAGCAAAAUAACGUUUAAGUAAGUGACUAAAGCACUGACAAUGCAUUCGUAAGGCUGUAUAAACAAAAACUACUAUACAGGAAUAUAAUUAACGACAUGGAUGAUGUUUAUAGCAAAGUUGCUGAAAACUAUAGAAAAAUCAACAAAUUAAUAUCUAAAUAGUGGGAUUUGUAUUCUUUUUACAUUUCACUUUUCUACUCCAGGUGGCCAGGGACUAAUGGUUAGUGGGUCACACUGUGAAUCUGAAGGUCCAUGUUUUGUGUCCUGUUACCACAAAAUCACACUUUGCACUUUGGGGCUAUGAAUGUGCUAUAAGAGUGAUAGUGAAAUUAAGCUGUUCAAUUAGGUUAGCCUAAAAGUUGUCAGUAUGUAAUCUUAACUAGCCACUUUCCCUAUAAUCUAAGAGGCCAAAAUUUGGAACAGCAUUGCAGAUAGCCCUUUAUGUAGCUUAGCGAGAAUAUGUGAAACCAACAAUUUUUACACUGGGAUAUCAGAUUGGAUUGCAGUUUCACACUAGAUUAAUAUCACUUAUGUAAUAAUGCCAAAUCAUUUAUACGUCAUCUAUCUAAUUACAGUUUUUAAUUUAGUCAUACAUUAAUUAAGUAUGAAAAUAUUAGUAACGCCUUUUACAUUAAGCCUAAGUUAAAUCAUUUAAGCCUAAUCUUGGCUCCAAUUAUUAUGUCUUUAUUUAUGGACUCUACUAUAAAGAAAUAAAACAGAUCUACAUUAAAUGUCUGUGUUCUCUGUGUGAACAAUUUAUAUCUUUCAUGUAAAUGUGGAAAAUCAGUUUCAUAAUUUUGAUACUUAGGGCCACAUUUCAGUAUAGUUAUGAAACAAUUCUCAGUAUGAUAUAGCAAAGAAUUUUGUUUUUACACCCAUAAAUAUUACAUAUUCAACAACAUCAUAUUUUUUCACAAUGUUUCAAAUUUAAAUUUUAUAACCAAAAUAAAUAUAAUUUCUUAAUAAAUAAAUAUCCUUCUCUAAAGACUAAUAUUUUGGCAGUAACUGCUAUGUUUUUUAUAACAUGUAGAAUGUAAGAAUUAAUUUGUGUCCAGUAUGUUAAAACUUUACAGGUUACUGAAUAUAUUAUGUCUGAACAUAAUUCAAUUUUUCUUGAAUGAGAGGUAAAAGAAAAUAACCAUGUACGAGUUAGCCAGUUGAAAAUGAUAACCUGUAUAUAAAGCAUAAUUUGAAACACUGUAUGCAUGUGUGUUUUAGGUUAAAUAUGUUCCUUUGUUUAUGAAGGAAUUGUUUUUUUUUAUAAGGUAGUUCUGUUGCUUCAUUUAAACUUCUAUUAAAUCUAACUUAGUGACUUGCAAUGUUUUUGUUGUUUCUUCACAAACAGCUAAUCUUUAAUAGCAUACUAGUUUGUUUUACAACUUCUAAUUAAGCAUAAUGAGUUUGUUAAUUGUCCUUAAAUUUUUUCAGACAUACAUUCAUAGUGGUAAAUAAACCACUAGCUAAGCUUAACAAAAGUCAAAAGAAAUAAAAACAAGUAUUUUAAUAAACUUAUUUUACAAUACUUAUACAUGACCAUAACAUGUUUUAGCAAGUUAAAAUACUAUUAAUGUAACUUUAUUAAUAGUAUGGUAGCCGACAGUAAGCAAUGAUAUAGCAAAUGUGUGAUUAUUCUAUAAUUGUUACAUUUAUUUUCUGUUAAAUCUGAAACCCCAAAUCUCAGCAUAUAGAUUACCACAAUACAUUCCUGAAAAUUUAUCAUGUUUGUAAAUAUGGUUAUUUACAAGAACAAGAAGACUAGCUUACUGGUUUGCCAGUUCUGAAUGGUAAUAAAGUUAAUUCAAGUUAAAAUAAUAAUAAUAAAUAAUUGAUGUUAAAAAUGAAUAAUAUGUUAUUAAUCCUUACCAUAAUUCUGAUUUGUGUGUAACACACGUGGGAUUGAUAAUAGUACCAUUUGUGUAGUCUAGUUCACACCAUGGUAGUUCUUGUUCUUACAACUGACAACACAAGUCAUUCCUAGUCUUUCAUGUCCUGGCUGGCUUGAUGGAACCUGGUAUUGGGCAGGGGGCCUCGUUGGCUCUGGAUAUGGCAGGUGUAGUGUGGUUGACUUAUUAUUGCACAUUCUUUGUUUUCACUCUUAAGUUCUUAGCAUUACUGUUGAUGCAGUUAGUGGUAUCAAAGUAAGGUUAUUAAGGUAUUGAGAUUUUACUCAUAAAUAUCCAGUUUAUCAUGGUCUCACAAAAACCAAAUGGAUAAGGUCCUAUCAGCAACAUGAAAUAUCCCACAUGUGGGUUACUGACCUCGCACAAAUCUCAGAGAAGUUGUUUCAUUAAUUGUUUUAAUUCAUGCAUUUAAAAAUGUUUGUUUUUGAAAGCAAUCAGAUUUAACAACAAAAUAUAUAUAUAUAUGUAUUUAGAACAAGUGUCUAGUGAAUUUUAAAUUCACAUAUGUCAGUGAUGUAUAUUAGUAUGUGUGCCUCCUGAACGUUCAGCAUUUCCUAGUUAUCUUUGUUUUGUUUUUCCGAUGAAACCAAAAUGCAGAAAUUAGGUAAAAUAAUUUUACUGUCUGUAGGGUAAAAUUAUAUUCAUACAUAUGAGUUAUAGUGCAGUCUAUCAGUAAACUAAUCUGAUGCAUUAUACUGCUAAAACUUAGAUUUAUCUCAUGUCUUUCAAGUAGUUUAAACCUUACAAUCACAGUGCAUGCUGAUAGUAAGCACAAGUUACUCAUUGAUAUAUUAUUUGAUAUCAUUCAGAAUGUUGAGAGAACUUUCUAUGGAUGAUUCUGUUGUUUCAAAUCAUAUAUAUUAUUCUUCAAAUGGCCUAGACGACUAUUCAUGUUGAUGACUUGCUUGAUCAUGACACUGCUCAUACAUUAUUCUAUAAGAAUUUAGAAAUAUUUCCACAACUGGAAUGAAUAAAGAUAGAUACUAUUGGGCAGUUAUAUUGUUAUGAUAAAAUCCACCAGAAACGUUGAUUAAAGAGCAUGAAGAGUGCAUAGUUUUUAUUACUACACAGAUUGUUUCUAAGUGUAUCAAAACCAAUGUAGUAUGUUGUCUUUUCUGACUUCAGGUGACUCUAAAUGUUUCCUCCACAAUCACAUAAGACUGCUGGACACAUCUAUGAGAAAUUAACAAAGGAGUGAGAGAGAGUAGGUAUAAGUAAGAAGCCCAAUAUUGGUUCAAGUUUAAUAAAGAAAUAUUGUGAAUUUUGAAACACUGGUCCAACGCAAAGUACUUCCAAAAACUGCUUUAAAGUGAUAGCUAAAUCUUAAUAUUAUAUCAUCACACUGGGUCAUUUCCAAAAGAAACAUCCCCCUUUCCUUGGAUUGGUAAUAUAUCUGAAAGUCAGUUAUUAUCUCUGAAUAAACCUUAGCACUAACUUUCAUACUAAAUUUUGCAAAUAAUUGCAUUUUGUCGUUAAUUUAUAUAAGAAAAAAUUAAGGUAUCAGGUCGGAGUGACCAACUGCCUGUAGUGUUUUUCACUGACCUGGAUGUCUAGAAAACGAUUUUAAAACCUGGAGAUGUUUUACCGUUUUCACUUACAAUUACAUGUACAUGUGAUGUAUAUAAACAUACCAUGCAUUUUCUGCCUUUUUAUGUUAAUAUAGUAUUAUUAUAAGUUUAUUAGUCUGAGUAUGUUCAGUUUUCAUGUAGCAUGUGGUCAAGAAAACCAUUAAAUUUAUUUUGUU
Molecule: messenger RNA, 7087 nt
Organism: Limulus polyphemus (Atlantic horseshoe crab)
Lineage: Eukaryota; Metazoa; Arthropoda; Merostomata; Xiphosura; Limulidae
Gene: BORCS5
Product: BLOC-1-related complex subunit 5-like
Exons: 5
Coding region: 77-832 (251 amino acids)
Biological process (GO): organelle transport along microtubule; lysosome localization; positive regulation of anterograde synaptic vesicle transport
Cellular component (GO): BORC complex; synaptic vesicle membrane; cytoplasmic side of lysosomal membrane
Source: RefSeq, a predicted model, not a curated record